Molecule: messenger RNA, 1074 nt
Organism: Etheostoma spectabile (orangethroat darter)
Lineage: Eukaryota; Metazoa; Chordata; Actinopteri; Perciformes; Percidae
Gene: swsap1
Product: SWIM-type zinc finger 7 associated protein 1
Exons: 3
Coding region: 139-1074 (311 amino acids)
Biological process (GO): double-strand break repair via homologous recombination
Cellular component (GO): Shu complex
Molecular function (GO): single-stranded DNA binding
Source: RefSeq, a predicted model, not a curated record
CAGCACGGACACCAGUGGGCCAAAUGUAAACAGACGCGGGAAACUUCAGCCUAACUACCAGUACCAGCCGUAGUCUGGUGAUAUUAAUUAAUAAUAUUAAAUAUUAAGAUAAUAUUAACUGCAGAGGGAGUUCCGGUCAUGACAGACAUCUUAAGACUCGUGUUCCGGACCUUUGGUUCCCAACCGGAAGUCCGGAAGCAGCCGAGCCCCCCGUGCCCGACCACGUGCAGCGCCCUGGUGGUCGGCGACCCCGGCAUGGGCCGCGCGGUGCUGCUGCUCGCGGCCGUGACGGCGGCCUCGGAGCUGGGGGUCCGGGUGGUGUUCUUCACCCAGACCCAGAUCCAGAGACUUCCGGUGUCGCUGCAGAAGUGUGUUUCCGGUCUGAGCCCGGAGAGUCUGAAGAGGAUCCAGUUCUCGUACCCGCGGACGCUGGAGGACCUCCUGCAGCAGGUGGCCCGGCUCCACGAGUCCCCCCACACGUCCCCCACGCCCCCGUCCCUGAUCGUGGUCGACGGGCUGGAGGGCUUCCUGUGUGGGUCCGGGUCCCACAGCGGGUCCCACCCGGGCGCACCGACCCGCGCGGCCCACCUGGCGGCGCUGCUGUGCGACAGCGCCUCCUUCCUCACGCAGCUCCUGGAUCAGGGCUCCUCCUCGGGCUCGGGCCCGUGCCGCGUCAUCGCCUCCUUCCAGCCGGGGGGGGACCCGGGGGGGGACGGGGCCGAGACCUCCGCCACGGACCCCGUCCUUGAUGUUCUGGAUCGCUAUUUCCAGGUUCGCUGCACUCUGGACCAGGACAGGAGCUAUGAAACUGCAGCGGCUGGGCUGCAGGGGUUGUGGCACGUUUACCUCUCCGGGACCGGCAUCACAGAGACCGGGACUAGCAUCACAGGGACCGGGGAAGGCAUCACAGGGACCGGGACCGGCAUCACAGGGACCGGGGCAGGCAUCACAGGGACCGGGACCGGCAUCACAGGGACUGGCAUCACAGGGACCGGCAUCACAGGGACCGGCAUCACAGGGAACCCCCCAAUUCAUGUAGCAUCACUGCACAGAAAGGAAUCAACUGCAACAUGA